UAUUUCUAGUAGAGACAGUAGCGAGUAAUAACUCUUUGGUCAGCGAAAUUUAUCGCCUUUUGGGUUGUGUGUGAUUGAUGUUUAGAGAAUAUUCUUUGAUGAUUUGUGUGUACAGCUAUGACUGAGCCUGUCUAUCCGCGGAGAGGAAUUUCCUUCCAAUGCGGCUUGGCAAGGGAAACGUAUGGAUUUGAAGGAAAGGACAUGUCGGCGUUAAGAGAACUGGCACAUUCGUUCCUCGAUCAAAAGUUCCCAGACCACUCUUGCAUUGGCAUAGCAGACAAAGUGAUCAUGUUUAUACAUAACUAUUCCACAACUAACAUAUUGGAGAAGUUAACCAGCGUGGACCAGUUGCAUGAAGGCUCUGUUAUUGAAGUUGUUGUUUCAGCUAAAGUCCCAGCAGAUGAGACCAUUAUUCGUCCUCACAUGCUGAUUGUUCAUUCGUACAGAUCUCCAACAUUUUGUGACUUUUGUGGUGAAAUGUUGUUUGGCCUUGUAAGACAAGGAAUCAAAUGUGAAGGAUGUGGUGGUAACUAUCACAAGAAAUGUGCAUUCAAGAUACCAAAUAAUUGUUCAGAUUCAAGACAUCGCAACAGUGCUUCUGGAUUAAACAUGGCUCUGCAUUCACAUACUCUUCCGAGGCCAGCUUCUCAGAUCAGUGGCCCAAAUGAUUCAGCAUUCUUGAUCCAGCACUCCAAUUCCUUUUCCGAGAGCCUUCCAUCAUCAAGAGACAGAAGGGCAACUUGGAGUGGUCGUCCAAUCUGGAUUGACAGAAUGCUGUCUGGUAGAGUCCAAUUACAAAUACCUCACUCAUUCGAGGUUCAUUCCUAUAAAAAGCCUACAGUGUGCCACUUUUGCAAAAAACUGUUAAAGGGCCUAUUCCGUCAAGGGUUACAGUGUAAAGAUUGUAAAUAUAACUGCCAUCGAAAGUGUGAGAAGUUUGUUGGCAAGACUUGUUUGGGUGAGGGAGCAAUGGUAGAAACAGGGUCUCUUGGAUCUUCUGAUUCAGGUGCCAUUUCUGAAAGUUUGUCAGAAAUGGAUCUUUCAAAUGACAUUCCAAAUGAACAAGAGUUAAGUGAGAACGAAACAGAAAUUGAAUUAGCAAGUCGCAGCAGCCAAGAGGACUUUGAACCAACUAGUCCCUCAUCACCAGACAGUGAGUUGCCUCAGCUGACUCCUACAAUUAGUAACAACAUUCCACUCCAACGGAUUGUUGUAUCUGUGAAGCAUACCAAAAGAAAAGGAUCAAAAGUGUUGAAGCAGGGAUGGAUGGUGCAUUUUACUAGCAAGGAUACUCAGAGGAAAAGACACUACUGGAGACUAGACACAAAGUGUUUGACACUAUUCCAAGAUUCAACUAGCAGUAGAUAUUACAAGGAUAUUCAACUGUCUGAAAUACUGUCAGUUGAUUCUAAUAUUGACCCUCUGGCGACAGACGCCACUCGAGCUCCGCACUGUUUUGAAAUGAAGACAAGGGACAUGGUGUACUACGUGGGGCAAGUUGAAGACGAAAACGAGACCCCAGACCCUGACAGUGGAGUAGGAGCAGUGGCGGGGCAGGCCUGGGCUAGUGUCACGCGCUCUGCUCUUAUGCCAGGUUGUGUGACACCGACCACGAGUGUUUGCCCCUCAAGCAACAACGGUGUUAGUAAUUCUGACGUAGAGAUGGAAGUUACAGACGAAGAGGAGAAAGUGAAAGAUGCUCCAUUGGACAUUAGUCAACUGUACCAAGUAUUCCCUGACGAAAUUCUCGGAUCAGGACAGUUUGGAAUUGUCUAUGGAGGGGUUCAUCGUGAAAGUGGACGAGAUGUAGCUAUUAAAGUCAUUGACAAACAACGCUUUCCUACAAAACAAGAAGCGCAAUUGAAAAAUGAAGUAGGAAUUCUUCAGCAUGUCAACCACCCAGGUGUAGUGAAUUUAGAAGAGAUGUUUGAAACUCCUGAAAGGGUGUUCGUAGUCAUGGAAAAAAUGCGAGGCGACAUGUUGGAACUUAUUCUGUCGAGUGCCAAAGGAAGAUUGGACGAGAGAUGCACGAAAUUCCUCAUAACACAGAUUUUAGUGGCUCUGAGAGAUCUACACAGCCGAAAUAUUGUUCAUUGUGACUUAAAACCAGAGAAUGUGCUGUUAUCGUCAGUAUCAUCCGAAUGUGGUUUCCCACAGAUCAAACUGUGCGACUUCGGUUUUGCUCGGAUAAUCGAAGAGAAAUCGUUCCGUCGAUCGGUUGUCGGGACUCCAGCCUACCUCGCCCCUGAGGUCCUACUCAAUAAAGGAUACAACAGAUCUCUCGAUAUGUGGUCGGUCGGUGUCGUCGUUUAUGUAAGGUAAGAAUCAAUAGAGAGCUUAACCACUACUUUUACAGAAUUCCUUUAGCCGUGAUAUUAAAAUGAUGAUAUCUUUCUUUACUUCUUAGAAUAGCUUUUUUUCCCCUAAUUUUCUCCUGAAUUGAAUUUAAGUGACGGAACUUUAAGUUUAUUUCGUCGUUUGCCGCACACUGUAGAAGUCAUCUUCAAGUUCUUUCUUGAAACAGCUAGGGAAUACGUCUUGAGUCUCUCCACGGUAUCACAGACACAACGAUGAAUAAGACCCUUCCAUCCACACAACUAUGCAAAUGAAUGAAAGCACUUAUGUAUUCAAGCUAAUUGGAAAAUAUGCUCUUCGACGACUGAUCGCUGUACAAAACCUUGGUGUCUUAAACGUGUCUAAGGCAGAUGUCAUUUAUAGAGAAUCUGACAGACUUGGUGCUAAAUCGUUACGCCGCAAAGUGCUCUGGACUCUUGUCUCAAAUGAUGAGGUACUGGAACAGGGUGGUGGUGUA
Messenger RNA from Pocillopora damicornis (cauliflower coral), 2812 nucleotides. RefSeq names its product serine/threonine-protein kinase D3. Gene Ontology annotation, biological process: intracellular signal transduction; phospholipase C-activating G protein-coupled receptor signaling pathway; protein phosphorylation. NCBI's taxonomy places the organism in Eukaryota, Metazoa, Cnidaria, Anthozoa, Scleractinia, Pocilloporidae. Gene Ontology annotation, molecular function: ATP binding; protein serine/threonine kinase activity. Gene Ontology annotation, cellular component: cytosol. The record is from RefSeq and is a predicted model, not a curated record.